This is a messenger RNA of Exophiala xenobiotica, 1766 nucleotides long. RefSeq names its product AmmeMemoRadiSam system protein B. The record is from RefSeq and is a predicted model, not a curated record. Bases 104 to 1243 code for a protein of 379 amino acids. The transcript has a single exon. NCBI's taxonomy places the organism in Eukaryota, Fungi, Ascomycota, Eurotiomycetes, Chaetothyriales, Herpotrichiellaceae.
CUACGAUCUACGAUAAGCACUCGGACACCAUUCAAGGCUCUUCAGGCUCACUUUGCGUGUUAUUUGCUGAUUUCUUACACAUUUGGGGCCUUCAUUGAUUACCAUGUCGGUUCGAGAAGCCUCUCAUGCAGGCUCUUGGUACUCAGACAACGGUCGGCUGCUUGCAUCGCAAUUAGACCACUGGCUUUCGAGCGUGCCCGAGAAAGACAGUCUGCCAGGAGUUGAGAAAUUACCACUGCCCGGUGCCAGAGCGGUCAUCUCGCCUCAUGCAGGAUAUGCUUAUUCGGGUCCCGCUGCGGCGUGGGCGUACAAGUGUCUUGACCUCUCUAGAGCGAAGCGGAUCUUCAUUCUACAUCCAUCCCAUCAUCACCACCUGAGUACAGCCGCCCUGCCUGUUGUCGAAGCCUACGAAACUCCUCUGUCCGAAACACCCCUCCCGCUCGACCUCGAAACCAUCAAAGAACUGUCCACCCUGUCGGCCACCGCCGGCGGUCGGACCAUCAAAUUCACCACCAUGUCCCAGCCAGUAGACGAAGCAGAGCACAGUGCAGAAAUGCAAUUGCCCUACAUCCACCGGCUGUUGCAGAACCUCUAUCCCGAUCAACCUGAAUCAUCGUACCCUCCUCUCAUUCCGAUCAUGGUUGGCAGCACCAAUCCUGCGACAGAAGCUGCGUUGGGAAAAUUGUUGGCUCCAUACAUCGCGGACGAAAGCAAUGCAUUCGUCAUCUCUUCAGAUUUCUGUCACUGGGGAAGCAGAUUCGGUUAUACGUACUACCUACCAGACGCUCCAAGUCCUGCGUUGUCACCACUUAUGCUGCCGAACGGAGUGCGAGGGGAGUUCACAACCGCAAAGGAGUCGGUCAACGAGGAUGUGCACAAGAUGCCGACUUUAGGUCAGGGUCAACAACUGAAGUCCAGCAGCAAGAUACCAAAGAGUGGGCCCCAGAUAUUCGAGAGUAUUGCGCAUGCGGACAGAGCUUGCAUGUGUGCCAUUGCGACCGGCGAGUAUGCUGAAUUUCUCAGAGUCCUGCGUGAUACUGGAAACACAGUUUGUGGCAGACAUCCCAUUGGCGUUUUCAUGGCUGGCGUGGAGGAACUUGAGCGGUUAGAACAGGAGAAGGGCGUUGACAAUGAGGGCGGCACUCGGAGGCGGUUUCGAUUCAUGAGGUAUGAAAGAAGCAGUGACGCAGAAACUGUUCGCGAUAGCAGUGUUAGCUAUGUCAGUGCUUUCGCUGUGCUCUGAUCGAAGAUGAAGGCUUUUAGACACCUGGGAGGCAUGCCCAGGUCAGCAACAGCAGUCGUGGCUCCAGGCUGCCGAUCGCAAUUCACGUCACAUAACGACAUAGCGUUCACAGCCCACAGACCAAGUUGGCUCAGCAAGGCGGUUCUUUGCCUCAAGACGAGGCCGAGAGUGAGCAGAGAAAUCUGCGGACAUCGUAAGCAAGGGAAAGUUACGCUUCGCCAAUGCUCAAGCCGGUGGAUUUUUGUGGUUAUCAAUGCAGAGCCAGGGCACGCCGGCGCUAGAAAGCUGCAUGCUGUCGAGCUCUGUAGACACGGGAUGGGCGAACAAUUUUCAACGCUCGCUAGGUGCCGUGGGGGGGCCCCAAGAUUGUUCAGCAAGCGAGCUGCCUAUCCGCAUAUGGUAAAUGAUGGGUUGUGCCACGGUGGUGCUUUGGCGUUCCUUGGGGAGUUUUCCGCAAGUCAGAUACCGCGCGAGAUCAUCAGAUGCAAGAGAAGUCGCACUAAAAGUGCACCCAGAAUGAUGC